This is a messenger RNA of Colletotrichum destructivum, 4877 nucleotides long. RefSeq names its product Putative cyclic nucleotide-binding domain, patatin-like phospholipase domain, rmlC-like jelly roll. Lineage: Eukaryota; Fungi; Ascomycota; Sordariomycetes; Glomerellales; Glomerellaceae. The transcript is spliced from 3 exons. Gene Ontology annotation, molecular function: phosphatidylcholine lysophospholipase A1 activity. The coding region runs from base 241 to 4815 and encodes 1524 amino acids. The record is from RefSeq and is a predicted model, not a curated record. Gene Ontology annotation, cellular component: endoplasmic reticulum. Gene Ontology annotation, biological process: lipid metabolic process.
AGCGCAAAAAGGUCAUUUUCUUCCCGUUUCUAUUUUUCUCUUUCUUCCUUCCUUCCAAUCACCAACCACCCCUCGACCUCGGUCCUGCGUCUCAGCCACCAAAACGGCCUUAAAAAGCCAUCCUCCCUUGCUGUGUCCUGCUAGCCCCAGGGUCGCGUGGUCCAAACAUGUAAUCUGUCUUUAUAUCCUUUGCAUUUGCACUAUGCUGCAACGCCCGUCCCAUCCCCCAACACCGCAGUCAUGUCGUCGUCCGACAUUUCGAGUGCCGCCCACGCGGUGUCAGAGAGCUUGUCGGCAACAAUGAAUGCAUCUCCCGAUGCUGCCCUGCCGUCUGCCUUUACGCGCGCGCAGGAGGUCGUCGCGGCUCAGGGAUCGUCCAGCUGGCUCGGCCUGUUUGGCCGCUUGAUCCUCGCCAUCCUGUCCCUGGUCUCCUCGAUCUUGUACUGGGCCAUACGGAUCGUCACAAUCACGAUCCCGACUGUCCUCUUCACAUUGUUCUCAACAAGCUGGACCGUGACGAUGAACGCCACUACCUUGAUGGUCAUUGUGGUAGCCAUCAUAUCUGCGGUCAGUUGGGUCGUGCGAUACCGCAUUCUCAACAUGUACUCUCGCCUCCCCCCAGAGCCGCAGAGAAAGGAGCCCGAUGUGGACCUGUUCCCCGACACACACGAUGAGGGCAAGAAGUCUGGCCUGUCAAGCUACCUGGACGAGUUCCUGAGCGCCAUCAAGAUCUUCGGUUACCUGGAGCGACAGGUCUUCCACGAAUUGACGAGGAGCAUGCAGACUCGCAAGCUCAUCGCUGGCGAGACCUUCAAUCUCGAAGAGGAAAAGGGCUUUUGCAUUGUUGUCGACGGCUUGGUGGAGAUAUUUGUCAAAUCUGGCCGAAUUGCCAGAGCCAUGGAUACAGACCCAUGCGACAGCUAUGGUGCCGAUUCUGCCGAUGUCGGGGAAGAGGAAGAUAUGUCUUCGCCACAUGGGCAGCAGCGGUACCAGCUUCUUACUGAAGUUCGCAACGGUGCUCCGAUGUCAUCUCUCUUCUCCAUCAUGUCUCUUUUCACAGAGGAUGUGAAGCUUCGGUCGACAGAUGACGAUACACCUGAGUCCACCACUGGCAGCGCAGGCUUGAGAACAUCCCCUUUCCCACGCAAUGCUGGUUUCCGCCGCAUGCCCUCUGACCCCGUCAGCCCGUUUCCUGCCACUCCUGAAUUUCCUGAGAGCACGGAAGAGAGGCCUGGUGUGCGGAUCGAGGAACCUCCGAGACGGGCGGCUACGCCCAACCUUCCUGGCAGCGCGAGGAUUCCGCCCAUUUCUCUUGACAGCGCCGGGGGCGCUCGUCAAGCCAGACGUCCUACGCUUCAAAGUCGAGCGACGUCAGGCUCAGCUCACCCAGACAUAAUUGCCAGAGCGACUGUCGACACAACCAUCGCCAUUAUCCCGGCCAGCGCCUUUCGUCGUCUGACCAAGGUCUAUCCCAAGGCGACGUCCCACAUCGUUCAGGUCAUUCUUUCUCGCUUCCAGAGAGUGACGCUGGCUACAGCUUACAACUACCUGGGGCUCACUGGCGAGGUUCUUCAAACUGAAAAGAACAUGCUUUCUUUUACCACCUGCCAGUUGCCCAACAUGCUCCGGGGUGAUGCUUUACAGCGCCUGAAGGAGAAGUUUGAUCGAGAACGAGAGAGGGUUGGUGGCGAAUCAGAAAGCAAGGGCAUUGCGCUUCACAAUGCGAACGCCCAUCGUCGUCGCAAGUCAACAUCAACUCUCCGCAAGGAUGCGAUGAUACACUCCAUGGCCACCAAGGAAAGAUCAUUUUCCCAGGUUGCAACCACAAUCGCGCCGCCACGGGAGCGAGCCUCUACGCACACACCGAGCCCUGGCGAUCUUCUGGCCAAUAUUCAAUCCGCCCGAUACGGCGGUCAUCGGCCAUCGGGUGCGAGCAGUGUACACCUUGACCAAGUCGCCGAUGCCCUUCGCCACGAGGGCGUCAGCCCUCUUGCCCAGCGCUCGUUCAACCCCUUCACGACCGAGCGACACUCUCGGGUAUCAGUCGACGGCAGAGAGUCGUUGGAUGAGGACAAUCUUUUUCGACAGUCGAUUCUUGAAUGUAUGUUCAAGGCGAUCGGUCUUAGCAGCAACGGCAGUGUGUCACGCGAAGCCGAAUCUGUCGAAGGCUCUCCUCGGCUCUUUUCUUACGACCAAAGACGACCCAGACAAGGUUUGGGCAACAACGCGUUUGGUCUCAUGGGCCCGUUUGACGCCUCUGGCGAUGGCGAUACGGAGUCGAUGACCUCUGGAGGGUUUACUCUGAACACACCGCCCAAUGCCCACAUCCUCGCAAAUGACAUGAAGGACGACGUUGAGAUUGUCUUCUUUCCCAAAGGAUCCGUUCUGGUUGAGCAAGGCGAGCGCAACCCUGGCCUCUACUAUGUUGUCGAUGGAUUCCUUGACAUCUGCACUUCCAAGGAGGACACAUCGGCGGACAUUCUACAAUCUUCGAGCAGAACAUCACUGCACGCGGAUUACACGGGUGUGGAUGGCUCCCCCGGAUUUUCAGACAACGCGGACUCGAAGAAGAAGACGCCGUACCGUCGCAGUGUGUCACUCAUCAAGCCUGGCGGUUUAGCUGGAUACGUUGGCACCGUAUCGUCAUAUCGAUCCUUCAUUGACGUGGUUGCGAAGACGGAUGUCUACGUCGGAUUCCUUCCACGGUCGGCUCUUGAGCGGAUUGUCGAUCGCUACCCCAUCGUCUUACUCACAAUGGCCAAGAGACUCACCAGUCUUCUUCCGCGUUUGAUCAUGCACAUCGACUUUGCUCUCGACUGGGAGCAGGUCGAUGCUGGACAGGUGCUUUUCCAUGAAGGCGAGGAGAGCGAGGCCAUCCACAUUGUCCUCAACGGCCGGUUGCGUCUCGUUCAAGACAGGAAGGAUGGUGGUGUCAGUGUCCGAGCCGAGUUCGGUCAAGGCGAAAGCGUUGGCGAGCUGGAGGUCUUGACGGAGUCAGUCAGACCCGGUACGCUUCAUGCCAUUCGGCAAACCGAGCUGGUUAAGUUCCCGCGCACGCUCUUCAACAGCCUUGCUCAAGAACAUCCAAAUAUCACCAUCAAGAUUUCCAAGAUCAUUGCGUCGCGCAUGAGGAACCUUGUUGACGACCCCUCGCAACUCCUUUCCAAGGAGGCAGGCAACACCAACACAAUCACCAAGGGUUCUUCGUCUCUCAACCUGAGGACUGUCGCUAUCUUGCCCGUAACCUCUGGUGUUCCCGUGGUGGAGUUUGGCAACCGACUUAUGAAUGCUCUGGCUCAGGUCGGCCCUGCAAACGGUGCCACCUCUCUCAACCAGUCGGCAAUUCUUAAUCACCUUGGCAAACAUGCCUUCAACAAGAUGGGCAAGCUCAAGCUUUCCCAGUACUUGGCCGACUUGGAGGAGAAAUACGGGCUGGUUGUUUACGUCGCAGAUACCAAUGUCAACUCUCCAUGGACUCAGACGUGCAUCACGCAAGCUGACUGUAUCCUCCUUGUGGGUCUGGCCGAGGGCUCUCCCGAGAUUGGCGAGUACGAGCGCUUCAUGCUGGGGAUGAAGUCGACAGCGAGGAAGCUCCUUGUCCUUCUCCAUCCUGAGCGGUACUCCCAGUCUGGCUUGACCAGGGCGUGGCUGAGGAAUCGCAUGUGGAUCAAUGGCGGUCACUACCAUGUUCAAAUGCCUCUUGGACCGAACAUCUUACCUGUGCAUCCGCCUUCCAAAAGGACGAGCACUACGUUGAAGGAGCGGGUUCAGAUAAUUCAGGCGGAGAUCCAGAAGUACACGUCAAGGAAGACUCGACACAGCGCCUUCUACUCCCCAGAUGCACCAUACAAGGGCGAUUUCCACCGCCUGGCCAGACGACUCUGUGGCAAGUCUAUUGGACUGGUUCUUGGUGGAGGCGGAGCCCGAGGUUUCACGCAAAUCGGCAUCAUUCAAGCCAUGGAGGAAUCGGGCAUCCCCAUUGAUGUCGUCGGUGGAACAUCGAUCGGAGCCUUCAUCGGUGCUCUCUAUGCCCGCCACGCCGAUGUUGUCCCGAUCUUUGGUCUCGCCAAGAAGUUCGCAGGCCGCAUGUCCAGCAUGUGGCGUUUGGCGCUGGACCUCACGUACCCAACCGCGUCGUACACCACUGGGCAUGAGUUCAAUCGCGGUAUUUUUAAGACGUUCGGCAAGGCUCAGAUCGAAGAUUUCUGGCUCGAGUUCUACUGCAACACAACGAACAUCAGCAAGAGUCGAAUCGAAUACCAUACUAGUGGUUACGCAUGGAGGUACAUCAGAGCAUCCAUGUCACUAGCCGGCCUACUCCCACCAUUGUGCGACGAAGGCAGCAUGCUCCUGGACGGUGGCUACAUUGACAACCUGACUGUGUCGCACAUGAAGAGACUGGGAGUGGACACAAUCUUCUCGAUCGAUGUCGGUUCCCUGGACGAUGACACACCGCAGACCUACGGCGAUUCGCUGUCGGGAGUGUGGGCCUUCUGGAACCGGUGGAACCCAUUCUCAGUAACGCCCAAUCCUCCAACGCUGGCGGAGAUACAGGCUAGACUUGCCUACGUGUCUAGCGUCGACGCCCUGGAAAGGGCUAAGAUGAUGCCGGGCUGUUUUUAUAUGCGACCUCCGAUUGACGACUAUGGCACGCUCGAUUUUGGCAAAUUUGACGAGCUGUACCAGAUGGGAUACAAGUAUGGGCAGGACUUCCUGCAGAAGCUUCGAGAUGAUGGUGCGCUGCCUUUUAUGGAAGAAACCGAGGCCAAGAAGGCGAUGCGGAGGACCAUGGCGCCCAGAAGGGCAAGCAUCUAGUAGAUUUCCACUCCUUAGACCAAGAGUGUUGAAUAAUACCACGACCGCAUUGUUGUUUGCUG